Myripristis murdjan (pinecone soldierfish) is the source of this 6966-nucleotide messenger RNA. RefSeq names its product retinoic acid induced 1 (gene rai1). Lineage: Eukaryota; Metazoa; Chordata; Actinopteri; Holocentriformes; Holocentridae. Gene Ontology annotation, biological process: regulation of transcription by RNA polymerase II; circadian regulation of gene expression. Gene Ontology annotation, cellular component: nucleus. The transcript has 4 exons. Bases 1 to 6834 code for a protein of 2277 amino acids. The record is from RefSeq and is a predicted model, not a curated record.
AUGCAGUCCUUCCGUGAGCGCAGCGGUGGUUACCACAGCAACCAACCCUGCUACCAGCAGGAGCCCCAUGAAUUAUCCCGCCUGGAGACCUACCGGCAACACCCGCAUCACCCCCACCCUCAGCACCCACACCCAGGGCCCGGUCCCCAUCCAGGCCCAGGUCCUGGGCACAGCAGGCCAGGCUAUGAGGCCCACCAGCUAACUAACCCCACAGGCAUGCCUCCAGCAGGAGGACCAGGAGCCGGAGGAGGACCCAAGGACUGUUACAGCCAGCAAGCUUAUGCCAGUUACCCAGGCAGUGGUGGAGGGAAUGGGAGUGGAAAUGGAGGAUCAGCGCCCCCUCAGGCAAAGAAGCCCUAUCGAGGGAGCAAAGUGCCUCCUCCUCCCCCCGGCCAGCACCUGCAGGGCCCUGGAGGCUAUAGUAACCACAUGGGCCCAGGGAAUUACUCAGCCCAGUACAUGAGCGAGGGCCAUCUUCAGCAGAAGUGGGAGGACCCAGCUCAGCUAGCGCAGUAUGACCAGGAGAUGGUGGGACGCAUGGAGACUGGUGGCCCACCUGCCCCUGGCUCCUCCCAGUACAUGGACCAGAAUAUGCUGAGCCACUCACAGACCCAGUGCCACCAGCCCUCCACCCCAGCUUAUGCCAGCCCGCACCACCAACCCCACCCACCCAACCCCGCCCCCUCCCCUCUUAUGUACCCACAAAGUCACCUACACUACCCCCAGCACUCGCCCUCUCCCUCUCCUUAUAUGGAGAAGUGCAGCCCUAUGCCCCACUGUUACAAAGGCUACAGCAUGCCCCCCAACUCCCAGUAUGGCAGACAACUGAGCAGCCACAGCAGUCUGAAGCAGGGGGGCUACAGGCCCACCCAAAACAGUUAUGGCUACCAGCAGCCUACCUCUAGGGGCUAUGAGCCACAGCCCCCUUUACAGGCCAUGCCCACCCCCCAAGAGCCUCACCCUAAAUACCAACACUACAGCCAAUCCCAACCAAACUACUGUCUGUCAGAGCUGUCCGUCAGAUCACCAGAACAGUACUACCAAACCUGUAGCCCCUCAUCCAGCCACUCCCCUGCACGCUCUGUAGGCCGUUCACCCUCCUACAGCUCCACCCCCUCACCACUAAUGACCAAUCCAGAGUCUUUCCAGUACAGCCAACCUCCCAUGACCCCUGGGGCUGCCUCCUCCUCCUCUUCCUCCUCAGCAGGCAUGCAGGAGCAAAGUAAUACUAACACUAUGCUGAUGCCGCCACGCUCACACCCCUCACCUAAUGUGCCCCAUGCAGCCCCCCACUGCUACACCACCACACCACAAGGCCCCACCAUGAAGGAACGCUUCUCAGAGAAGCUGCUGUCCAACCCCAGCUUGUGGAGUCUGAACGCACUCACCUCUCAGGUAGAGAACAUCUCCAACAAUGUCCAGCAGCUGCUACUCUCUGAGGCCCUGGUGGCCAACAAAAAAGGCAGUAAGCGCAGCAGCGGAGGGAGCAACAGUAGUGUUGGCAGUGGCACAUCCUCCAAGAAGGGUGAGGAGUAUAAAAGCCCUCCAUACCCAGAUGGGGUUGGUGGUAAUGUUAGCGGAGGCGCCAUGCAGGACCCCUACUCAACCCCACAGCACCAGCCACUGCCCAUGGAGCUGCAUGAGGGAGGCUACUCCAGCAGCAGUGAUGAACAACUAGAGAGGAGCUACUACUACUGUGGCCAGGGUAGGAGUCCAGCCCAGGCCCCCAACAAUGCCCAUCUCAGUCUGGACACAGCCUCCUCAUGCUCCAUGACAUCUCCAGAUGAUAUGUCGACCAGGUCAGGGGACUCCGGUCUUCAUAACCUUACCCCAGACCCUAGGUGUCAGUCAGGGCAGGGGGGAGAUGGCAUGAACACUCCAGUAAAGAGCAUAGGUGAUGAGAGGUCUCCUACCAGUGUCACGAUCCCUAGCCCUAUGAAACAAGAGAGGGACUCCCCUUCAGAUAUCCAACGUAUCAGUGAUUCUGUAAAAGAGAACUUUGAAGAAUCAGCAUGGACAGAGAAAACAGCUGACAAAGAUGAUGUGACAACAAAAAAUAUUUCUGACCAAGAGAAAGACUCAAUCACUACUAACUCUACAGAGAAACUAGAGAAAUGGACAGAGGACGAGAAGGGUCCUGCUCUCUAUGGCAAAAUAAACAAAGAUGUGACAACAAAGAGCUAUUGCUAUGAGGAGACAGUGUACCAGGAGCUCCAGAGCAAAUAUGACCCUGAUACGAGAGACUCAGUUGAACAGUCUCCGGCAGCUCUCUCUGACUCCAGCAACAAGGGACACUUAGGCCAAGAGAUGAAAUCAGAGGCCUUCAAGUCUGAAUCUCCCACUGCCUCUGAGAGCUCUGUGAAAACAUCGCCUUUCAUUUCUAGGGGUGACCUUGAACGUGAUCAAUAUUCCACAGAGAAGGAGGACAGUUCAGAGAACACCUCACCAACCCCCCACGUUGAAGGCCUGGAUGAGAGCAACUUAGACAAGAAGGAGAACAGAGAGGAGGACGAUGAUGAAGAAGAGGAGGAGGAGGGGGAGGGAGAGGGAGAUGAUGAGGCUGAUGAGGAGGAAGAAGAAGAAAUACAGAAGCAGCAGCAGCAAAAUUUUCUAUCUCCUCCUCCCUCUGCAGAGGAUAGGGAGGAGGAGGAUGAGGAGGAGGAGGAGGAGGAGGAGGAGGAGGGGGAGAAAGUGAGCCAGUCAUCAACUGAGGAGAACAUGAAUAAUAGAGAGGGACCAGAAAAGCCUACUGGAGACCUCUGCAACAGGACAGACAGCCAGAGCCCUGAGCCCCACACUGACACUGAGCCUGCAGGUGUGCCUGCCCACCCAAAUACAGCAGCAGCAACAGCAGCAGCAGAUGCUUCUGAGAGGGGGUCAGCCAUUGGUGACACUGCUCCUCAGCCUCAGUCUGCUAUGCCUGUUUUCUCAGCUCUCAACGAAAAAGCGACCCCUCCGGCUCAGGCCAGGGAUCAUAUUGAUCACAGUGAUGCUAAAGUGCUGGAGCCAGAUUCUCCCCAGCUGCCUGGGAAGUCAAUACUUCCCUCAGCCCCCUCCUGGGCAGACACUCCGCCAUCCCCAAAGAAAGGUGAUGAGGACAUGGAACCGGGCAUCAGCUGCCCCAGUGCUGUGACCCCCUCAGCCAAACCUGAGCCUGUGGCCCCAUCUGCUCAGCCAAGAGCCUUUGGACGCAAGCAUGCCAGGGGCAGAAGGAGACUCAUGCACUCAGGUGUGGGGAUCAGGCGGCAGCUGAGCUUGGAGAGGGAGGUGGAGAAGGAGGAGGAAGGAGCCCCCUCACCUACACAAAAACCCUGCAUGCCCUCUAGCAAAACCGUGCUUUUCUCAGAUCAGAUGGAUCUUGAUCACCAAGAAUCCAUAUUGAGCCAGACUCCCAAAAUUCUAACUGAUGGUUUUCGCUCUAGAAUGUGCACUCGCUCAUUCAAUGCACCAGAUCUGCCACCCAAAAUUGAGCCUCAUGUGAAAAGAAAACCAGGGCCAAAGCCUGGUUCAAAACCUGGGCCCAAACCUGGGCCAAAACCAGGGCCAAAACCUGGACCAAAACCAGGAGCAAAGCCAGGUCCAAAACCAGGGCCUAAGCCUGGCCUAAAGCCUGGACCUAAACCUGGGCCCAAGCCUGGACCCAAACCAGGCCCUAAACUAGGAUUAAAACCUGUGCCAAAUGUAACAGAUCUGCCCCUAAAAGUUGAGACCCCUGUGAAACGAAAACCAGGACCCAAACCAGGUUCAAAACCUGGACCCAAGCCUGGAUCUAAGCCUGGACCAAAACCUGGACCAAAACCAGGACUAAAGCCAGGUCCAAAACCAGGACCUAAACCUGGGCCAAAGCCUACAGAUGUUUUACACCCAACUGAUAUUGUGGUCCCCAAGGCCCCAGUGGGCCGUCCCAAAGGUUCAGUUUCUAAAACAAAGUUGAUACAACAAGACGAAAUCAUUCAGCCUUUGACAGGGUUGCAAAACAGGGGCAGGAAAAGUCUAAAAGCUACAAUGCCACAAGAAACCCAGGAUGUAAAACCAGUAAACCAAGAGCAAAAACAAGAAAAACAAGCAAACCAUGAGCCAAAAGUGUCAGGCAAGGAUGGUAAGAAUAUGGUUCUGAGAUCUAGAAAGCCCUCACGGGAAAAACUUUCAAAAGAAAAGCCCUUUGAAGAAGAUUAUCUACCCCAAACUCUGACAGAAACAAAAGCCAACAAUGUUGCUCUGAAAGUAGAAGAACCUCUUAGUAUAGAACAGAAUCUAGCUGUCUUUCCUGCAACAGAGAAAAACACAGAUGUUUCAGUAGCCUCACCUGCCCCACCUUCUCUACCGGUUGCAACUGACAAACCUGAAGAAAAAACAUUGCUUCCGCUAAAACGAAAACCCAGUCCAGAACCUUCUCCAAUGCCAGUAAAAAAAAAGAGAGGCCCAAAGCCCAAACCAAAACCUUUGCCAUGUGAAACCCCACUGGUGGAACAGGUAGCACCCCAACCUAAAGAGAAGGGUGUCCGGGGCCCCAAAAGAAAGCGAGGGCCACCCAAGAAAGCCUCUGUGAGCCUUCCUCUAACCAAAGAGACACUUCCCACCAUCGGUGAAAGUGACAUCACUAGUGAUGUGCCUGCAGUGCCCCCUCAGUGCCCCACUAAAACAAAAGUCCUUCCACCACGCAAAGGCAGAGGGCAGAAAUACGAGGCCAUGGUGCAGAAAAUUACAUCUCCUAGCUCAAAGAAACACCUCCCAACCCCGCAGGUAGAGAGUAAUCUAACUGAUGACAUGACAACCAAGGCGUUGUCUCAGCAUGUCUUAAGGGAAAGUGAGACAUCUAUGCCAGUUAAUAGCAACGACAUGACAGAAGGAGAGGUGAAAAGCCCCCGGUCUAGACAAGAAGGAGUGAGGCAAGAUGAAGGGGGUGUGAGAAAAGAGGGGGUGACACAAGACAGGGAAAAACAGUUGAGUCAAGAGUUGUCAAAACCAGAGGGGGUAAGACAAGAAAUGGUUGAAGAGGUAGUGAGACAGGAGGAGCUGAGGCAGGACAACAUCGUACCAGAAGACCUAAGACAUAAAGACACUAUAGGAAGUCAAGAGACACAGCAGGAGGCAGCAGUUGACAUGGUAUGGAGCUCAAUGGGGGAACAGGUAGACCUCGGGGCUCAAGGAGAGACGAUGCAGCAGGCCUCAGCAGGAGUAUCAGACUCAGCUGCGACCACCAAGCCCAGCAGAACUAAGAGGAAGAGAUGGGCCAUGGUGGAGAGCACAGAUGCCUCAGUAGUAGCCUUGGAAGCAGGGAGCCUGAUAGUCACCACACCACGGCUAGCCAAACAGAGGGCAAUAAAGAACAACCACGAGAUGCACCUGAAACAGAGGAGGAAGAAGAGAAAAGGCCAGGCACCUAUAGAAGGAAAAGAAACAGCAAAGGAGGCAAAUAUUGAAACAGCAGAACAACAACAGGAGGAGGCAGAAACAAAGGAACCCCCCACAGAGACCACGAUGCCUCUCCCUAUCAGCCCAGACGAGAUCACUGAGGCCCCCCAGGUUACCAGCACACAACUCAUCCAGAAGCCCCGGAGAGGCAGAAAACCCUCAGCAAACCCCACCAAGAGGAGACGUGGCAAGGCCCCAGCAGAGCAGAUUGCUGGCAAGCCUGUGAAGGUGCACAAAAAACCUGGGCCAAAACCAGGGAUGAAAGACGCCAUGGAGGUUAUUGAGGCAGUAGUAAGGGCUGCGGGGUGUGAACAGACGGAAAAAGAAGAGAGAGAAAAAGAGGAAAGAGAAAAGAGAGAACGAGAAAAGAAAGAGAGACAGGAGAAAGGUGUUGUGGGUCCUGUAGUUACAGUAUCAGGAAAACGGACCGAGACAAUCUCUGUGAAAAGGAUCAGACGCAAGCCUGUCCAAAAAGAUAACAAACUCUCUUUCUGUCCGUAUGUGCGCAUAAACAACUCCAGAGACUUUCUUUCUUGGUGCACCGUAGUCAACAGGCCCGAGGAGGCAGUAACACUAAAGAAACGUAAGAAAAAGAGUAUAAUGAGAAUGAAAAAUCCCAUCACAGUUGCUAAGGUGGUACCACACACCUUAGCAAUGCUCCAGGGACCCUUGGUUGGUAGAAAUCUAACAGACAGGUGUCUUACGUGUUGUCUGUGUGGUAAGCCAGCAAAUUACAGAGACCUGGGUGAUUUGUGUGGUCCAUAUUACACGGAAGACAGCAUUCCACGGAAAAUCCUGACUGCCAGGCACACAGAGUUCUUCAGGGACAUCCCGGAGAAGACUGAUGACAGCAGUAACAGCAGCGAAGAGCCGGUCAGCUGCUCAAAGGAUGAAGGAGAGAGUAGCACGGAGAAAGAGGGCUGUACAGAAGAAGCUGCCCAAGAGGGCACUAGUAGCGGGCACCAUCAUUGCCGCCAUAGACGGGCAGAGAGAACAGACAGAGUGGUUCGGGAAGGCGGCACGCGGAGACUAACACUCCGAGAGAGGUUCAGGAGAAUGAUGCAGCUCCAGGCCAUGGGGAGCAGUAGCACGGGGGUAUCCAGUGACCAGGGGGGCAGUGGUAGCUUGUUCCAGAGGCUUCUAGGAGAGGCAGAAGCUAAGGAGCACUGGGCACAUGAAAACUGUACCAUCUGGACCAAGGGGGUGAUCAUGGUGGCGGGGAGGCUGUACGGACUCAAGGAGGCUGCCAGCACCUCAGCCCAAACGAAGUGCUACAAGUGCCAGAUUGUGGGGGCGUCCCUCAGCUGCUGUUGGAGAGGCUGCACUCAUAAAUACCAUUACGUCUGCGCCAAAGAGAUAGGCUGCACGUUCCAUGAGGAUGACUUCUCCCUCAAAUGUCCUAAACAUGAGGAUCAGUAAGAUAUGCCAGAAUUCCACCUCCACCACCGCUACCACCUCUCGAUCAGGCAAGCACCACCUAUGCAGCGAGGCACAGGGAAACCACCAUCCUGACAACCACCUUUACCUGACGAUCGCUGACGAGAGGCAACG